CGACCCGGAAGCGGAAGGGAGUCCGUCUCUUUUCUCUGUCCAUUGCGUUUCUCCUGCGUUCGUUGCUUCUCCCGGGAGCGGUUCCGAGGGGCUGUUCGCAGAGUGCGGUGCUCUGAGGUCUCCGAGCUGCUGCGGCCAUGGCGGAUGUGACCGCCCGUAGCCUGCAGUACGAGUACAAGGCGAACUCGAAUCUUGUGCUCCAAGCUGACCGCUCUCUCAUUGACCGGACCCGCCGGGAUGAACCCACAGGAGAGGUGCUGUCCCUGGUUGGGAAGCUGGAGGGCACCCGGAUGGGAGAUAAGGCUCAGCGGACCAAACCGCAGAUGCAGGAGGAAAGAAGAGCCAAGCGAAGAAAACGUGAUGAGGACCGGCAUGACAUCAACAAGAUGAAGGGUUAUACUUUGCUGUCAGAGGGCAUAGAUGAGAUGGUGGGAAUUAUCUAUAAGCCCAAAACUAAGGAGACCCGAGAGACCUAUGAGGUGCUGCUCAGCUUCAUCCAGGCUGCUCUUGGGGACCAGCCACGUGAUAUCCUUUGUGGGGCAGCUGAUGAAGUUCUAGCUGUCUUAAAGAAUGAAAAGCUUCGGGACAAGGAGAGACGAAAGGAGAUUGACCUGUUGCUGGGUCAGACAGAUGAUACCAGAUACCAUGUGCUAGUAAACUUGGGGAAAAAGAUCACAGACUAUGGUGGAGAUAAGGAAAUCCAAAAUAUGGAUGACAACAUUGAUGAGACCUAUGGUGUAAACGUGCAGUUUGAAUCUGAUGAGGAGGUGAGCAAUUAAGCAAGUGGACUAACUCAUUUUUUUAAUUGUUAGGUGAUAGGACCCCUUUUAGAGUAAAGAGGUCCCCUAGCUUAAGCCAGAUAG
This is a messenger RNA of Ictidomys tridecemlineatus (thirteen-lined ground squirrel), 863 nucleotides long. Lineage: Eukaryota; Metazoa; Chordata; Mammalia; Rodentia; Sciuridae. The record is from RefSeq and is a predicted model, not a curated record.